Molecule: messenger RNA, 210 nt
Organism: Ilex paraguariensis (yerba mate)
Lineage: Eukaryota; Viridiplantae; Streptophyta; Magnoliopsida; Aquifoliales; Aquifoliaceae
Source: the annotation of a GenBank genome assembly
AUGAUAGAUUCAGAUAAUCAAACUCUUUACGGCAUUCUUCUACAGAAUGCUGAAACAGUAGCGUUAGUCUCUCCCCGCCAUGGUAAUGGGCAUCAAACGACAGCAAUUACCGUGACCUCACUCAAAGUUGGUGACAAGGUUUUGCUAAGAGUGCAGGGAGGUGCUCGGCACACAGGAAUAGAAAUUCAAGAAUUCAUCGUUGAGAAAUGA